Messenger RNA from Malaya genurostris, 832 nucleotides. Its product is annotated as cytochrome b5-like. Gene Ontology annotation, molecular function: heme binding. The record is from RefSeq and is a predicted model, not a curated record. Gene Ontology annotation, cellular component: intracellular membrane-bounded organelle; membrane. NCBI's taxonomy places the organism in Eukaryota, Metazoa, Arthropoda, Insecta, Diptera, Culicidae. The coding region runs from base 118 to 573 and encodes 151 amino acids. The transcript is spliced from 2 exons.
AGCGAAACCUAUCAGUGGUGUGUUGACUUCGGAAGUAGAAACGUGUUCGCGAGACGCCCUGGCGUUCUGUGCUGUCGAAUUAUAGAAACAGGAAAAAAUAAAUACUUUGCAACAACAAUGUCCUCAGUGGACGCUCAAGCCCCCGUCGGGAACGAGGUGGAUGAAGUAACAAUUGUCUCGGCAGUCAACGACCAGCGAAGCGCAAAUUUUCUGCAACUGGCGAUGACGGCACUCAGACUGACCCCCAGCAGUGAUCGAAAUAGUGGAGCAGCUCUACGCUUCAGAAAACAAAUUACGCUCGACGAGGUGUCCUAUCACGACACCCCUAAUGACUGCUGGAUUGUGCUGUUCGAUCGUGUCUACGAUAUUACCAGUUUUCUACAACUGCACCCCGGAGGUCACGACGUACUUCUGGAACAUGCGGGUCGGGAUGCAACAAUCGCUUUCAAUGGCAGUGGACAUUCGAAAGCUGCUUUUGCUUCGCUGAAAAUGUACGAGAUAGGAGAGCUUCCGCUCGAAGAAUGCAUCUAUAGGUGCCCCGGGAAACUGAACGCCACUCACCUUCCCGAUUGAAGACUGACGAUUGUUCGCUGCAUUCGAUGGAACUAAUUUUGUUUUUAAACUCGCUGAAACUUGAGAAGCAAUUAAUUAACCAUAGACUAAGUCUACAUUGGUAACAAAGCUUUAACAUUGGUCAAUGUGUCGUAUUUCAGGGAUGUAGGCUACUAUUGUACGACAGUAUUGGCAUCUUAGCAAGUUGCAUUCUUGGUGUUGCAAUCUUUACUUUACCUAAUGAUUAAGUUUAAUUUAUAGAAUUUUUUUUUCUUUCAAA